GCAAAGUGUGGUUAGAUAGAAAGUACAACCAAUGUAGUGAACUUUCACGAUGUUCGUUAGUGCACCUCACGAUCUCUCCAAUUCUGUUUCUCUCUCUUCACUCCUCUCUUCCUCGCUCCUUUCGGAUCACCACAAUUACCAAACAAAUUUUCUUUUCCUCUUCUCAUUCUUCUAUUCCAUUCCAUCUUUAACUUACUUUUAUCAUAUUCAAAUUUGUGAUUUUCUUCAAUUCCAUUAAAGGGUAUUCAAUUUGAUUCAUUUUAUCAUUCGGGUUGUUCUUAAAUUUCAAUUUUCUUAUUUAAUUUUUGUGGGUAUUUUUAUUGAGAAAUUAUAAUAAUUGGGUUUUUUUGGGUUAAAAAAUGGGGUUUGAUGAGAACAAAGAGAUUGGAGAAAAAAGUGGAGCUGAUAAAGAGAUUGUAAAUGAAGAUAAUGAAGAGGUAGAAAAAUUUGGGAGAAAAAUGAGUGAGAAUUCUAUUUAUACAACAGAUAAUGAACAUGAAGAUGAAGAUUAUGAUGGCAAAAUUGAUUUGGGUCCUCAAUAUACCAUUAAAGAACAAUUGGAAAAAGACAAGGAUGAUGAAAGUUUGAGGAAAUGGAAAGAACAACUUCUUGGAGGAGUUGAUUUGAAUGUAAUUGGAGAAAGUCUGGAACCGGAAGUGAAGAUCCUUAGCCUUGUGAUCCUCUCACCAGAUAGGCCCGACAUCUAUCUUCCAAUGCCAGAGGAUGGAAAACCAAAAUCACCUUGGUUUACAUUGAAGGAAGGUAGCCGAUACAAAUUGAAAUUUACGUUUCAGGUUAACAACAACGUUGUUCUCGGGCUUAAGUACACCAACACUGUAUGGAAAACUGGCCUUAAAGUGGAUAGCACAAAGGAAAUGCUUGGAACGUUUAGUCCUCAAGCGGAGCCAUACGAUCACGAGAUGCCAGAAGAGACUACUCCUUCUGGCUACUUUGUGCGUGGAUCAUACUCUGCACGAACAAAGUUCCUUGAUGAUGAUAACAAAUGCUACUUAGAGAUCAAUUACACAUUCGACAUUCGUAAAGAUUGGUUAACUACAUGAUUGAAAGAGUUUGAGCACUCUAUAAUCUCUUAACCAUAUCAUCCCAAUCUUUCUUGAUGAUUAAUAUAGGUUCUCAAACUUCUAAUUGUUAUGAUCGCGUAUUUUCUUUUUCUUUUUCUUUAUCGAACAUCAGAAUGGAAAAAUAUGAAGAAAAAAACGAGAGGAGGAUUAAACUUUGAAGAUGUUCUUGUGUAUUAGGAGUAGCUAACUUUGCCUGUUUCUAUUGAAAUUUCUGCGAUUUUUGUAGUCUUUGUGUUAUGUAACUUAAGACUCUGUUCUGUACGAGUUAUUCGUUGAUAAAACUAAAUAUAUUAUAUUACGUCCCGAAUUCUGGU
Messenger RNA from Amaranthus tricolor (Joseph's coat), 1396 nucleotides. Its product is annotated as rho GDP-dissociation inhibitor 1-like. The record is from RefSeq and is a predicted model, not a curated record. Gene Ontology annotation, molecular function: Rho GDP-dissociation inhibitor activity; protein binding. Gene Ontology annotation, cellular component: cytoplasm; cytosol; membrane. Bases 360 to 1061 code for a protein of 233 amino acids. Lineage: Eukaryota; Viridiplantae; Streptophyta; Magnoliopsida; Caryophyllales; Amaranthaceae. Gene Ontology annotation, biological process: Rho protein signal transduction. The transcript has 5 exons.